Paraphaeosphaeria sporulosa is the source of this 620-nucleotide messenger RNA. RefSeq lists its product as uncharacterized. The transcript has a single exon. Bases 168 to 479 code for a protein of 103 amino acids. Lineage: Eukaryota; Fungi; Ascomycota; Dothideomycetes; Pleosporales; Didymosphaeriaceae. The record is from RefSeq and is a predicted model, not a curated record.
GGCACCAUUGUUCACCGAAGGAACAUCAGGAGUCUGAUCCAUAGCCACGUGUGGCGUAGUAUGUCCUUGCUGUGUGUCCUCGACUAAGGAAGCUUGCCCAGCAACAGGUGCAGUGAACGUCUUCAUCACCUCUUCGGCAUCGUGGCGAGUUUCUGCUUCAGUUUUCGAUGCUCAAUGACCACAGGAAGCGUAUCGCCCUCAUGAGCCAGCCCGCACAGCCGCUUCUGACACGUGCCCUUGGUUCAGACCUGACACUUGACGCGUUUACAGCCUCCCGGUAUGCCCCUCGCGAUGCAGGCCUAGCAGGAAUGUCCAGCGUCACAUGGCCAAUUUUCUGUAUAGCGCUGAGUGCAUUUCACAACGCGCGGUUUCUUCUCUUUUUCGGCUUUGGAGCACAAUUCGAAGCCUGGUUUCUCUUCCAAGACCUUUUUCUGAUCGACAGCUUGCUCAUGUCGCUUGUCCAGAUCCUAGUAAGCUGAUGAUAGGCCUUUGAGCUCGCGGCCGAGGUUGGCGAUCUCCCUGUCCUUUUCGAUGUUUCAGCAUCUUUCCCGUAGGGCCUCAGCAAUCGCAUGGUGCUUCUCCCUCACAAGCUUCUCAUUUGCGUCUCAAUGAUUCCCAAC